Temnothorax curvispinosus is the source of this 4813-nucleotide messenger RNA. RefSeq names its product phosphoinositide 3-kinase adapter protein 1 (gene stumps). Bases 745 to 4695 code for a protein of 1316 amino acids. The transcript is spliced from 17 exons. The record is from RefSeq and is a predicted model, not a curated record. Gene Ontology annotation, cellular component: cytosol. Lineage: Eukaryota; Metazoa; Arthropoda; Insecta; Hymenoptera; Formicidae. Gene Ontology annotation, molecular function: transmembrane receptor protein tyrosine kinase adaptor activity; fibroblast growth factor receptor binding.
GAAGAAGAAGAAGAGAAAACUGUUAUCUUAAUGUUUCGAUGUUAAUUGCUUCGUGAUCGAGUGGAACAGCAGUAAUCGUGAUGAUCGAUUGUCGUCGGUGAUUUCGUGAAUCGCAAUUAACUAUGUCAAUUAAGUGUCAACAAACAUACGGAUGCGUCAAAUAAUUUUAAUAAACAUCUACUCUUAUACUAAUUGGACAUUCUUAUACAGUAAAAAACUCUCGAAGCUAUCCUGAUGCAAUCACCGAUCAGCUUGACAUGUGACAUGUAAAAUAAUUUGUGUGUAAUUUGUAUUCGAGCUGUCUUACCAUGAUCAAUGAAUAAGACAGGCUUGAAUCUGCGAUCUUCGCAAAGAAACCUUUUUUUGAACAUACUAGAAAGCAUUGAAGAAUAUUAAAGUCCUGAAUAAAUACAAUGAUGAUUGAAAUAAUUAUGGAUUACAAAACGCAGAUCAGUUGUGCGAAGAAGGUAUUAUGGAUUACGAGUAAUUCAGGAAAAAAAGAAGAAAAACGAGGAGAAGCAAAUGGGAAUUGGCAAUUUUUCACGAAAGAUACGUUUACAUCGUUUAUUCGGUAGUGUUAAAAUGAUGUGGCUCGUAGUUCAUUGCAAAUAUCAGCUCUCAAGGAUCAUCCCAAGCGAAUUAUAGAACAACCAGAAAUUGAAUAAUGAAAGGCUGUAUUAACGGUGAAACACUGAAGGUAUCCUUGGCAUUCAAUUGAGCCCUUUUACAGAGAAAGUCAUCAUCAUGGCACUCGAUAACCCGUCGUACUUCUCGAUCGUCGGGACGUCAUCGUCGAAAGCGACAGCGACGACGACGAUAUCGGCAUCCCCGACGUCGCCUAGGGGUUUCUCCGCUUUAUUUCGCCGAAGAGCAUGCAAGAUGGGCGCGGCAGCUUCGUCCCAGGGUGGCGUCCUGAUCUCGGGAUCAACGUCCAGUGUGCACCACGGUAACGCGUCAGGCACGUCGGCGCCGUCGACGCCGACGGAGGAGCGCGUCCCGAUGCUGUCGCGGAACGGCGCGAUCCAACCCGGAUGCAACAAGAGGAGAAGCUUCCGCAAUCUUUUCCGGUCCGUGAGCGCGAACGCGGAACACGAGAAGACUCAGAAGUUCCUCAAAGGCGACCCGAGACCGUCCGACGUUGCGCCGCCGUCGCCGUACCUUCCUCAUAGGUCGCAUUCGCACUCCGAGAAAGAUCGACGUCAUCUUGGUCGGACCAGGAGAGUCUUAAAAUCUGCCGGAGAACUUCUAUCCAAUGAUAUGAUCUAUUGCGGUGUAGAAAGAGGUAAUUCCAAGGAUCAUAACGGUAACGAGGACAAUACCGGUAGCAAUGACAAUACCGCAGAAGUCUUCUUCGAUGAGGACGAUAAGAGAUAUUACAACGUUUCCUCCACUCUUCCCACAACCGCCAGUCGAAGGAGGCACUCGAUCGGCACUUUUCUCGGAAAAGAAACAGGCGGUAAUAUAACGGCUCCUGGACGACAAACAGGAGGAUCCAAGAAUCUGUUGGAAGCAGAUACGGUGGCAGCCUCGAUACCGCUCGACGAUAUCGAUGGCAUGCAUUGCAAUGAGAGCAAACAACCGUCUUGCAACAGAACUAAGCGAAGAAGACAUAAGAAUUCAUCCAAUAGAGGGUCGCAUUCAGCUACGGUCUUAUCAAGGGACGGGCACGCAGAAGACGAUGUCGUCUUGGUCUCUAGCAAGGAAAGCGAGGCUUCUAAUCUGUGGGUUGACUACCUUACCGGAUGUUUCGAGCAAAUCAGCCGUCAACAAGGACGACCGCCGUUCAAAGUACGUCACAUCGCGAUCGAAGAGCCGAUAGCACCGAAAACGGAAGAGGGGAUCCGAUCCUCUCGCCUCCAGAUCGUCAUCGUAUGCCCGAUAUUGCUGGAACGCGUCCGGACCAGUCCGGAGCACGCCGUCCAUCUGACCAGCCACCUGGUCGCCGAGAAGGUGCUGGCGAUGAUGCUGGGCGUUCAUGACAGUCACAUCAACGACACUCAUAGGUCCAGCCUGGUCUCCUAUGACCAGUGGAGGAAAUUCUUUGUGAAGGACCAGAACGAGACGUUCGUGAGUGAAUUGCUGGGCGCAGCGGUCGCCAUUCUAGGCACUACGCCGCCGCCAGCCCUAAGAAGCGAUAAAACUGCAUUCUCCGUGCAUCCGAAGAAAGUCAAAUUGGGACAAAACAAAAUAAUUGUUUUGCUAAACGAUCCGUUGAGUCCUAGGGAUAAUGUCUCCGUAAUCGUCGAUCGUUGCGGCGACGCGAUCGACAUAAGCAACGUCAAAAGAAGAAAUCCUUACGCGCUGCAAUUUUCGAUACCAGAAAGAUGUCUCGAGGUCUCCAUGCUGGUUGGCGUGAGAAUAACAAAAAAUGGAUGUUCGCUCGGCGUUAGGCAAGUCAAAUGCGAAAGCAGACUCAGGGAAUUAGAUCAGAUUCUCAGAGCGCACGACAAUCCCCUCGAGUUUAUGUGCCAGACUUUCGGCUUCAGUUCUACUGAUCGGGAACAAUUGGACAAUUGGAUGGUCCAUGCAUUUCAGAAGAAUAUCCCUCCUCAUUUCAAUCUUUUGUCUACCCCGAGCGGUAUGGUGCCUACCAAUAAAAAUCAUAUAAGUUCAGAAGAGAAUCCAACAUUGCUGCAUUUCGCCGCGCGAUUUGGCCUGGAAAAACUAGCGUGGCAAUUAUUGGACUGUCCCGGUGGCGAUCUAGCGUGCGACUUGAAAAACGUUUCCGAGCUGACACCGGCCGAUCUUGCCGAUCAAGCUGGACACGCGAGACUGGCCCAUCAACUGCGGGGCUACAUGCAAAUGAACGAGUUCACCAACAUGUACAGCUACCUCAAAGUUAUGAGUCAGACGACAAAUAAACCAGGAACAAAUUCAACUACGGACGUCCCGUCGACCGUCACAAAUGAAACCAGCGGCGAAAAGGAAGAUUAUUGUCGACCAAGGCCCUUGAGCGAGGCUUACUCGGUACCACCGAUCGCAAGACCGGUAACGAUUCUGACCCCAAGUCUGCAAACAGCGAGUACCUCUAGCACGACCACAAGUACCUUAGCCGCAAAUUACUCGAUCGUGCCGACGCCUACGCCAGUAAUUAAUAACCAGCUGCCAUCCACACCCACAACCUUGGUCACGUCAAACGGACUGGAUACAUCUUUCCAAGGUUACAUGAAAAUGCAUGCCACCGAUUAUUCAUUUACCACAAAUGCUCUUCACCAUAACAUAAUUGGUUCAAAAGCAAUUACACCGAGUACGACGAAUCUACCACCGUCCCGAACGGGUACACCUACUCGUCAGGAAUGUCAUCAAAGUUCAUCGGGAGCGCGAGAGGAUAAUUACGGACAGAAAAUGUGUCAGAAUCAUCCCUAUGGCAGAACGUCAUCCAAUAGCAGUACUAAAUCCAGAGAACCGUCAGGCCCCCAGGACGAGCUCCUGGAGAUAAUAAACGAUUUCAAAAACAAUGUCUUCACGAUAUCUGAGGUAGAGAGGCUCGUUGAAAAUUGGCAGAAGCGAAACGACGUUCAGCAAAGUUUCAAAGAUAAGCAACGACAGCUUAUGGCAAUGCGGGAGGAAUACGACAGAAUACAAAAAAGAAUGAAAGAAGAGAUGAAGACGCCGACGCCUUUUGAGAAGAUACGAAAAUUCUUCUCCAAGGGGAAGAAAGAUACGAAGGAAUCUGUUAGCGUUGCCACCGAUUCCUCUACGAGCAAAUCCGAAAGUAUUAACGGUGGAUUAGCUGAUCGCCGGCCUGUCAGCAGUUUAAGUCUUCGUAGUGUCUCCAGUUCAUCAUCAUCUGGUAGAAUGAGCACUGUCAGCGGUUGCAGCGGUGCAAGCUUGGGCGACAGUGGAACCCAUUCCGAUUCCGAAGACAGAAGACUCCAGAAUGCCAGGGAUGAAAAAACUAGCAUGACGUCCUACGAAAUACCACCUGCGCCUAAACCGUUCACAGGCAGGUAUUCACCGGCGUCCGGGUAUUCCCCAUCACCGAGUCUUUCAAUCACGCGUGAUCUUGAUCUGCGACAAACACAAUCACCGUCCAGGGCCGACGAUAACGAGUAUUACAUUGCGUUCCCACCAUCGGGAUUGCCUGUUCAUGCGUUUAAAGCGGACGGUUCUCCGAGGGAAUCAGAAACGCCGAGCUCGCCGUGCGAACAUCCGAAGUAUCACGACUUCGUCCAGAACGUCACCGUCUCGUCGGACAAACAUCAGGGGGAAACCGAAGUGACGAAACACGCUGUCAACAACAGCUACACGAACAUCGAACCGGUGGCAUCGAAUUUCACUCCAAUCGCGCCGCCAGGAAUGUGCAUUCCGGACUACAAGAGCAACGAAUCGACAUCCAUCGAUUUCGUUCACGUGGAUCGGGAAGCCGCGAAGGAGCACCUUGACGAUACCACCGAGGAGUGUUCCAACAUCGUGAAGCCGCCGCUCGUUCAACCUACCGUUGACGAGGUCGACUCUGUGCCUACUGUUCGAGGUCAAGAGCCCGCCGAGACAAUACGCGAUGAGAAACACGUGCCGGCGAACUCGGCGAACAUUUCGAAGAACACGAAUGAGGCCACCGAGACUAGAAUGCCGGAAUACAUGAACCUUGCCGUUAAUAUGGGUCACGAUGCUGCCAAGGUUCUCGGCGCAAUACCAAAGAAGUUGCCUGCACCACCCGUGCCACCGCGAGGUACAACCUUUCACACUGUGUAAUUUCACGCGGACAUGAACACGCGACUUUUGUAAUGCAAAAACAUAGAUAAUCGUUAUGUUAAGAAUCAAGUCAAUAAAAAUAUAUGUAUGAGGAUAUUAAACUCACAGCGAAAUUCUC